This is a messenger RNA of Colletotrichum lupini, 249 nucleotides long. RefSeq lists its product as uncharacterized. The transcript is spliced from 3 exons. NCBI's taxonomy places the organism in Eukaryota, Fungi, Ascomycota, Sordariomycetes, Glomerellales, Glomerellaceae. The record is from RefSeq and is a predicted model, not a curated record. Bases 1 to 249 code for a protein of 82 amino acids.
AUGCGCGCGAAUCGUAUCUACUCCCCAUCAGCAGCCUCCGGUCUAGUUCGGACUUGUAAACCCCUCCCAACACCUUCCGAGCUAUCUCCCCCCAACACACUUCAGACGGAGUUCACCAGUUGGAGAACGUUUUUGGGUUCAAGCUCAAGCUUUCAAGCCGAGGCACCUCCCCACGAAGCUCGGCAAGCUCUCCUAAGGGCCGUUUGUCCACUCCAGGGUCACAGGAUCACAGUCACGUACACACAGUAG